This is a messenger RNA of Bipolaris oryzae ATCC 44560, 3420 nucleotides long. RefSeq lists its product as uncharacterized. Gene Ontology annotation, biological process: regulation of transcription by RNA polymerase II. The coding region runs from base 1 to 3420 and encodes 1139 amino acids. The transcript is spliced from 3 exons. The record is from RefSeq and is a predicted model, not a curated record. NCBI's taxonomy places the organism in Eukaryota, Fungi, Ascomycota, Dothideomycetes, Pleosporales, Pleosporaceae. Gene Ontology annotation, cellular component: SAGA complex; SLIK (SAGA-like) complex. Gene Ontology annotation, molecular function: structural molecule activity; protein heterodimerization activity.
AUGUCCCUCGCUGCAUCAUCAUCAUCAUGUCCGCCAUCCUCGCGAGACCGCCCAAGCCAUGCCCGCUUCCCGCAUCAGCCUCCCAACGCGACCCACUUGCGCACCCCCAAUGCGCCGCUGAACGAUGAGGCCAUGUCAAACGCCUCCAACGCGAACCACCUAGGGGACGGGGGAGACAUCACGACCGAGGAGGACCCCCGAGCCACGCGCUGGCGAGACCACUAUCGGCGUACCGAAGCGCGUCUGGCAGCAGUACUCGGAGGAACAUUCGAGGGCGAUGCUGUUGAUGCUCUAGAUAAUGCGCCGGGGCCGUCAUCCGAUGAUGUCCCGGCGGCGCAUGACGCGCGACCGGCUAUCACACCCAGGAAGCCAACCCGCGCAAUUGACGAAGACGACUACGGCGACGACGACGAUGAGGAUGACGAAGACGACAGUCAGACCUCACCGCUGCAAUCCAAAAGCGCGACCAAUGGUGCCGCUGCCGCUGCUGCUGCUGCCGCCACCACUCCCAGCACGCCAAGCCUCCUCCGCGUCCCAUCCACAUCGAACAAAUCCGGCCACGACCGGACAGGCACACCUUCUUCAGACCAUACAAAGUCAUCAGACGAUGUGCGAAAGAAACUACAACAGGACAAGAAGGCCGCCGAAGAUGCCGCCAAGCGCAGCUUCCAGACCCUUUUUUACACACUCGAGAGCGACAGGGACGCGAUGCUGGAGCAACAAAAGCUUGACGAACUCGACCGACAGGUAGAAGCAGAGACUUCUGGCGCGUCUGCCAAUGCCCCGGCUGCCGCUGCCGCCGCUGCCCCCCAGCAGGGGACCUUGAGCACCACCAACCUUGGCGCGUCCAGCCUGACCCUCAAGCACCUCAUCUCGCGUAUUGAUGCCCAAAGAGACCGUGUCCAUGCGACGGAUGCGCAGCUGCGCAGCCUCAUCAGCGAAGUCCGUAAGAACAGGAGCAAAUGGGCCAACGAGGACCGUGUUGGCCAGGAGGAACUAUACGAGAGCACAGAGAAGGUUCUCAUGGAGCUCAAAGCCAAUGAGCACGCCCACCCAUUCCUUCAGCGUGUCAACAAGCGGGAAGCCCCCGACUACUACAACGUCAUCAAGCAUCCCAUGGACAUUGGCACCAUGAUGAAAAAGCUCAAACAACUGCAGUACAAGUCCAAGAAGGAGUUUGUUGAUGAUCUCAUGCUCAUCUGGUCAAAUUGCCUAAAGUACAAUGCAGACCCAAGCCAUUUCCUGCGCAAGAAGGCUCUACACAUGAAGAAAGAGACCGAGAAGCUUGUGCCGCUCAUCCCAGACAUCACCGUCCGCGAUCGUGCAGAGGUCGAAGCGGAGGAGAGGAGAAUGCGCAAUGGCGACGCUGAUGCAGAUGGUGCCGACGACAGUGAAGACGAAGAGCCGAUUAUGGCUUCGCGGGGCAGAAAAGCCCCAAGUAAAGGAGGUAAAGGCUCAAGCACGACAAGGAAAGCCCAUCCAGCAGGCCUGGAGGACACACCAGGACCCGAAACCAAACCACCAGUUCCAUCCUUGAAUAACGCAGUCUCCAACCUGAAGAAUGAGUUCUUACGGGCAGACUCGGAAAUGGAAGGCAGCGUGAACGGUUUCUCAACACCCCCACCCGGCACAGCAACCCCAUUGGGACCAAACAGUAUCUCAAAAAAUGGCAUCAACGGCAGUCAAGCCGAUAUUUCGGAGGCUGAUGGCACUGGUGUCUCAGUCAGUGAUGCUUUGGACGAGGAUGCUGACUUGGACGACUUGGAGUACAAAACAUGGAAACAAGUAACGAAGAAAGACCGAGCUAUCAUAGCAUCAGAAAGACAUCGACUCUUCCGCGAUGACCACCUCCAGCCCGAUGAGCCAGCCAUCCUGCGCACAAAAGCCGGUAUGCGGAGAUGGUUACGACACAAAAAGCAAGCCAUCGAAGAGGAGUCUGCAAACGGAGCAGCCACCGCACUUGACGGCAAAGAUGGUGUUCAAACCAUUGCUGGAGAGUCGCUUGCCGAAGGCAUUGAGGGUGAAGAAGAGCGUCAGAUCCCAGACUAUUAUGACCCCGUAUGCGCUAUGCCUGACCUUUCUGAGCGUUUACAAUGGGUUGAAGACGCCGAGGGUCAAGUAAUUCCGCAGGUCGAAGAGUACAUGCGCGUCUUUCCCAAAGGACAAUUCGUCUCGCCAGACAGUGCACUUGUGCAUAAGUUCGACAGUAACAAUCAUACACUGCAAGAGACGAGGAAGAUUUGCGCAAAGAUUGGCAUUGUCAAGCAAAUGCAACUUCAGUCGCAGCUGUAUCAAAAUCAAUUUCAAAGAUAUGAGCCGCAGCCGUUCAUGGAAGCAGACAUCGAGCCAAUAGUUACCUCAGAAGAUGGUCCGAUCAUGGCUCCUUAUAUCUGUCGCGCUGCUCUUCAACGAAGUGUUGGCAAGAUAUUCUAUCAUGCCGGUUUUGAAGAGUUCCAGCCCUCGGCUCUGGAUGCAGUAACGGACAUUGCAGCAAAGUUUUUCCACAAUGUUGUUGCAGGUCUUGGGGUCUAUCGUGAAACACCAAAGAUGAAGUCCGAUGUUCCAAUCACGCUUCCAAAUGGUCAAACUACCAACUGGACUACGCGCUUUACACAAGAAGAAGCUGUGCUCCACUCUUUGCAUGCCAAUGGUGUCGACCUGGAGUCUUUGGAGGCUUACGUCAAGGACGACGUCGAAAGACUUGGAACGAAGCUGGCCGGCAUGCACGACAGGAUGCGGUCAUACUACGCCGAGCUUUUACGUCCAGCAAUCGAGAAUGCUGGCGCUGACGGCGCUGGUGCUUUCAACGAUGGAAGCGAGCAGUUUGUGGGUGGUGAUUUUGCCGAAGACAUUGGCGAGGACUUCUUCGGAUUCAAGGAACUCGGCCUUGAUGUCGAAUUUGGACUUACUGCCAGUGUACCAUUGCACCUGCUCCAGAACAGGGUACACAAUGCCUACGCUAGACAGGACAACAGCAACGUUGCCACCACUGGUGUUAUCAUGCCUGAGCCACCCAAAUUCGAACCCAUUACCCUUCAGACAGCGGAGCACCAGAUCGGCCUUCUCCAGAGCUGGCUUUAUAGCAAGCUUCACGACAACAACAGCCAGCCGCUUGUUGAAGACGACGACCUUCCGCCCAAGCAACGCUUUCCCAAGCCUCGUUUGCCACCUACUGGCAAGAUUUCGAGUCCUCGCAAGCGUCCGCUUAGAGAACAGCAACAAAUGGCGCGUAAGAAGCGCAAGCUAGAUGAAGAAAAGGAUGAGAAUGGCAAUGACCAGAGUGGUUACAUGAAAGGCAUUGGGAAGCCUAUUGGUAAACUAAAACUUGAACCAGUGCAGAGAGACAACCACAACCUGCAAGAGCCGGAAAAGGAAGAUGGUAGCGCACAUGGGAUGCCGAGUCCACCGGAGUCAUUCUAG